GAGGAGGAGGCUACCAGCCGAGGGGGGUAGCCGAUUCCCGGAGAGGAUUUUCUGUGCUCGUCGUCCGAAUUAUUAAAUCGUGACGGCGGCGAAUAAAAACAAAAAAUAAAGCAUCAUAAAACAUGGUGCUGACCCUCGGAGCAGAUCUUCCGUCGGGCCUGUGAGUGUCGGCCGGUUCCCCCCGCCGCCUCUUCGGGGGAUUCUGCUGUCUGAGUCCGUCCUGACCCGCGACACCGCCAGGCGAUGACAGCGGCUACAGCCACUCCGCAGGUGAUGAGAGACCGGCUGCUACAGGCCAUCGACGGCCAGAGCAAUCAGAUAUGCAACAUGGUGGUGGUUAUGGAGGUGAUCUCCUUUUUGGAGAAAUAUCCUAUCACCAAAGAGGCACUGGAGGAAACCCGUCUUGGCAAGCUCAUCAACGAUAUCCGUAAGAAAACCAAGAAUGAGGACCUUGCAAAAAGGGCCAAGAAGCUCCUGCGGAACUGGCAGAAGCUAAUUGAGCCAGGAAAGGGUGAGGUGUUGUCCAAAGGACACACUGGUGCAUCAUGGUCUUCCAAUGGAGGUGCUCAUCCCUGUAUCUCAGCUCCAGCUGCCACCACACCAUCAGGUAAAACAGGUCCAGAGUUGAAGAACAGAAAUGACUUCAACAACUGCUACUCUCCGAGGAUGGAGAAACCAAGCAACAGGAAACGAAAGGGUGACCAGAAGGAAGUCCAGCUCCUGCCAGCCAAGAUAUCCAAAACAACUCUUAAUGAUAAAAUUCAAAACUCCAAACAGCUGCCAACCAAUGGAACUGGUGGUAGCUCUGAAAUUUUUACAGAUAAUCGCGCACAUCAGCCUUUAGAUGGGGAGAUUUCUGAGCCUUUGGACAACGACAGACUAAAUAAAAUCCCAGUCAAUGCUGUAAAACCUCAUCCAAGUGCCCCGGGAUACAUCAAGCCUCUUAGCACCUCUUCUAUGCUAAAAGCAUCAGUUCAGCAGCAGCAAGCCAGACAGGAGCAAGCUGUCUCUGGGGGGCAGUGUCGACCCAGAAGCCCACGCUGUUCCUUGCACAGUCCUCAAACUCCAAAGCAGGAAGCUGGUGUCAAACAAACUGCAUCACAAGCACAGGGUCUCUCUACCCCCAGUGUGAGGCCUGGGUUGGUGGACACCUCCGGCCUGGGGCCUUCCACUCAGCAUUUCAAUGGUUGUGUUCAGGGUUUGCACACAGACACGUCAGACUUGGAUUCUCAUAGCAGGCCUUGCAGUAUGUCUCUUUACAAGUCAUAUGCCUCCUCCUGCAGUGAUGUGGUCACAUUGGAAGAUGGUGCUGUUAGCAAUACAGAGAAAAGGAAAAGACAGAAAUACAGGCCUAAGGACCAUGUGGAAAAUUUAGAUGGACAGACUGUAGAAGAUGGCACAAAACCAGUCAGGUUAAAAGACAGGAAACUGACUUUUGACCCUGUAACAGGACAGAUCAAAUCCUCCUUUCAUAAGGAGCAUUGCCAGGAAGGGGAAGUCAGAUUGGGCCACAGAUCUGAAUCUCAGUGGUCAGAACAACAGAAGCAGAAUCCACCGGUUCCUCCCAGUCCCUUCCAGCAGACAGACUGGAAAGAGCUGUCGAGGAGUGAAAUCAUCCAAUCGUACCUUAGCCAGCAAAGCAACGCACUGACAUCGUCGGGCGCCCACACUCCUGGUGCACACUUUUUCAUGACAGAGUUCUUGAAAAAAGAGGAACACCGAAGUACAGAUGUCAAGAAAACGCACGUGUUGGCUCCAGAACUCCCAGCCAGUGAUUUACCGGGGAUUAGCAGAGAGGUCAUCAAUGAAGACCUGAACAGAUUACACACACAACAGUGGUCUGGGGUUAACGGUUGCUACGACACAAAGGGUACUUGGUAUGACUGGACGGAGUGCAUCUCCUUAGAUCCGCAUGGAGAUGAGAGCCGGUUGAACAUACUGCCGUACGUCUGUCUGGAUUGAAACUGAUGUCAGGUUUCUGAAUUGGAAGUUGCAGGCUGCCUUCAUCUUAAAGCAGAGCAACUCUGCAUGUGUGAAGGCACUUUAUCUAAGUGUAAGCUGCUGUUUUGCACCUUUGGUGAAAAUGGAGUCAACGUGCUGCCUGCUUGAGUGUGUGUGGAGCACAGGGGGUGUGUAAUCAGUGUUUUUAUGAAAUUUUUGAACAUUGAAGACAGCAAGGAAAGACGCUAUGCAUUAUCUGAAAUUGUUUGUGUUCAGUAAAUGUACAGAUGAGUUCUCAAUACCUGCCAUUCUUUGUAUGGGAAAAGACAUUUUGUCUUAUGUUGUCCACAUGCCUCGUGGAUGUGGCUUUUCUGCAUUCAUACACAUUUAUUCCACAGUGCAGUAUUUUUUUUUUCCUUUUAAAAAAAAAGUGAUUAUAUCAGCUUUAUCACCUUUAAAUAGAGUGAUGAGCUACAUAAUUUUGAUGGGAUUUGUUCAUGCAUCUUUAACAAGGCUGUUAAAAUGUAAUUUAAUGCUAUUUUCAAGUAACCACCAUCAUUAGCAUUGGCAUUAAUGAUCACUUGCUGUGAAACAGAUUCAUAAACAGCUGUUGCUUCAUUUCACAACUGUCUUGUGCAUUUCGCAGAAAUAAUAACUGACAAAUCAGCUUUAAAACAUUUGAAUACGUCUCUUGUGUUGUGAGGUUUGACUGCUGUUAAAUAAAGUGACCUGAAACUGCCAGAUGUGACUGCAGUUUGGGGUGAGAGAAAGAAAGGCUUGUAUUGGGGUUGACAAUGUACACUGAAUAAGAAAUGUGGCUGUCAUGUACAAUAUUUAUUUACAUUUUCAUUUUAAGAUUUAUAUACAUGUUCCGACCACUAAAUAAUUUGUUACAUUUCUUUAUUCAGAAUUAGUUCAGUGAUGCAACAGCGACAGUCCAACCUUUUCCUGCUGAUACACCAGCCUACCUUACACAGGAAAACUCUCCAAAAUGAAACAUUUUGAUAAUGUGAACUAGUUUAUUUUAUACUUGCCUUUUCCCUUUACUGUGUAUUUAGGCUGUAAAAUAUGAAUUGAAAUGGCAGAGCAGAUUAUGCUACAAGCUUGCAUCUUUGUACUGUCAGGAAGAACUGAGAUUUAAAUUGACAUGCUGGAUAAAGUACUUAAUAUCAUUCCUUUAGAUAUUGUUUGCCUUAUGGAAACCUGUGUUUUCCCUAAAGACAGAGCCUUAGUGAAUGUACAGAAAUUAGCCUUUUGUGUUCAGUGGAAUGCAGAAGAGAACAUAUUUGCUACUUUGUCCUUUAAGUGGACAUGUUGAUAUGUGUUAAUAAAAAAAAUGAAGGAA
Plectropomus leopardus (leopard coralgrouper) is the source of this 3286-nucleotide messenger RNA. RefSeq names its product mediator of RNA polymerase II transcription subunit 26. The record is from RefSeq and is a predicted model, not a curated record. Gene Ontology annotation, biological process: regulation of transcription by RNA polymerase II; positive regulation of gene expression. Gene Ontology annotation, molecular function: transcription coregulator activity. Gene Ontology annotation, cellular component: core mediator complex; mediator complex; nucleus. NCBI's taxonomy places the organism in Eukaryota, Metazoa, Chordata, Actinopteri, Perciformes, Serranidae.